Molecule: messenger RNA, 651 nt
Organism: Trypanosoma grayi
Lineage: Eukaryota; Euglenozoa; Kinetoplastea; Trypanosomatida; Trypanosomatidae
Product: putative RNA-binding protein 6
Exons: 1
Coding region: 1-651 (216 amino acids)
Molecular function (GO): RNA binding
Source: RefSeq, a predicted model, not a curated record
AUGUACUACCCCAACGGCUCCCAGCCACCAUCGCAAACUGCGCCCUUUCAAGGCUACCCGCAGUACGCGAUGAUGCCGCGCCACAUGCAACAGCAUCGUCAGCCUUAUGUAGACCCUCAGCUGCAGCAGGACCAGCAGCAGCAUUUACAACAACAACAACAACAACAACAACGCUCUGUAAUGCCUUCACAGGCCCAAUCAAAUUCCCAAUUCAUGCAGAUGCGCGUGUCGCCCAUGAACCAGAACUUCAUGGGUGGUUAUCCCGCGAUGCCCGGCGGUUAUCAGGCGUUCAACUACAACCCCUCUCCGCAGCGCCGCCACGUUGGGCCCCUGCCGCUCAACGAUGAGAGGUGCCGCAAACAACUUAUUGUGAACUACCUUGCCCCCGAUGUGGCCACGGCGGAGCUGCAUGAACUUUUCUCGCGUUUUGGUCCGCUGGACGGCGCCCGCAUCAUUUGUGAUAGGCAGACAAGCUUACCAAAGGGGUACGGCUUCGUGUACUUCUGCCGCCCCGAGGACGCGAAGGAGGCAGUGGACCGCAUGAACGGUUAUGAGUUCCAUGGAAAGCGACUGAAAGUGGGAUACUCCACGAACCCACUCAACAUUGUUUCAAGCGCCCCAAUGCAUUACCCGCAUGGAGCAAUUGUCUGA